Molecule: messenger RNA, 4142 nt
Organism: Closterium sp. NIES-67
Lineage: Eukaryota; Viridiplantae; Streptophyta; Zygnematophyceae; Desmidiales; Closteriaceae
Source: the annotation of a GenBank genome assembly
GAAUUAUGCCGUGGUGGGCGGAGCUGGAAUGUACGUGCUGCGCUCGCCACUCAGAGCAGACGGGGCAGCUGGGGAGGCAGCGGGAGCAGCGGGUGCAGGCACUGCUGGAGCGAGUGGCUCAGGUGGAAACUCAGGUGGAAAUUCAGGAGCAGGCCGCCAGCUGCAGCAGCAGCAGCAGCAGCAGCAGCAGCAGGGGCGGCUGGUGGUGCGGCAGCUGAGCUUUGAGGGCAACAGGGCGCUGUACCUGCAGGCGGCGGCCUUCUUUGAGGCUACCACGGACCGCCAGAUGCGGUCGCGCUCUGUCAAUGGGGUCAUCACCAUUCCGUCCAUUGGGAUUCAGGUUACACCAGAGGAGGCGCAAUCCUUUGAAGUCACGGUCACCCUCUCAUCCCCUGCCAACGCUUUUCCAUCUGUCACCCGCGCGUUCAACAUCUCCUUCUGCUCCUCUGGCCAGUUCUUGAAUGCCACGUCCCUCACCUGCCAGGACUGCUUAGUCGGCCACUGGUGCGAGGCUGGGCAGCCUAUGCAGCCGUGUCCAGGCGGCCUCUUCUCCUUCUACCCGCGUGCAGCCAGCCCAUCAGAGUGCAUCCCGUGUGACGACGACAACCUCGAGUGCACCGACGGCACGCUCACCGUCGCCUACCAGAGCUGGCUGGACCUGCAGUCGCUAAACAACACCCCGACUACAUAUAGCUGUCUGGUGGCGGACGGGUGUGUGGGGUACGAGUACAACGAGCAGUGGGGGCAGACGACUAGUCAAGGCGUGAUGAUCCAGUGCCAGCAGGGCUACGACGAGAGCAUCCCCACGUGCGCAGGAUGUGUCGACGGCUACUUCCUAGUGCUGCAGCAGUGCACUCAGUGCAGCAGCACUCUAACAAGGGUGUUUCCCCUCCUGCUCAUCCUGGUGAUCCUGGCGUGGGUGGGGAUGAACGUGCUGGCCGACACCUUCAGCAGCAUGGACAUCUUCCUCAACGAGCUGCAGCUGCUCGUUAUGAUCGCCUCCUUCAACCUCAACUACCCCGACCGCUGGGUGCAGACCCUAGUCAAGAUCUACAACUUUGCGGUCUUCGAUCCGGACGCCAUAGGCCCGCAGUGCAUCUUCAACUACACCUUCACCUCCAAGUUCUACCUGGGGAUCUUCAUCCCCGUUAUAGGCCUCUUCGUUUACGCGCUGCUGUACGCGCGCCACCGCUGGUGGGGCGGCACCACAUGGUCCCACAUUUACUCGUGGCGCCAGGGGCCCAACCCCCAGGCGAGGCUGAUGCGGUCCGUCACCAGGCGGAGGGCUUAUAACGAGUAUGAGAACUCGAUCGUGCACGCGUCGCUCAAGUGGCUGGACCUGUGCUAUGUGUCGGUGAUGGUCCGCGUGCUGUCUGUUUAUAAGUCAAUGACCAUAGGAGGCGAGGUGCUGAUGGCAGCGGCGCCGCAGAUCGCAUGGUUCUCGCCCACCCACGUGGGCAUGUUCUCUGUCUCUCUCAUCGUCUCCCUCGUCUACCUGCUGGGUUUGCCCCUCUUCUUCGCCUACGUGCUGCUGGACGCCCAUGCCUCCGACGCCCUCUCUUCUAACCUAUUCAAGCAACGAUUCGGCUGGCUCACCGAGCGAUACAAAAGGAACUUCUGGUGGUGGCAUCUAGUCACCAUGCUGCUUAGGCUGCUCCACGCGCUCAUCCUCGUUUUCCUGCAGCAAGACACGCGCGCCCAGAUCGUGAUAAUCCUGCUCAUCCAGGCCCUGAGGAUCGGCUCGCAGUACAAGUCCUCGCCCCUCGCCUCACUCUCCCUAGACUACCUACAAGCCUUCCUCUCCUUGGGCCACUUCUUCUUCACUCUCGGCCUCCUCUGCUUCAACUACAUCAAGCUCUCCGCCUUCUCCCAGGCCGUCUUCGCCCUCUCCUCCCUCCUCAUCCUCGCACCCGCCGCCUGCGCACUCACCUUCGAAGCAAUCAACAAGGACCUAGAGAUAGUCAACCGGCAGCUGCUGUAUCGGGUCUGGAAGGUCGAGCGGCGGAGAAACAAGGCUAAGUACGACAAAAUGGACCCGUACGAUCUAGUCCCGCCGCAGGAGAUCUCAGCCUGGUUCCGCCCGCAUGUCAUAUUCCCGCUGCUCUUAACUAAGCGCGCGCACGAGCGGAAACUUUUGCUUAAGGUCCGGGAUCGCGUACAGACGUGUAAGUUAGCGGGUAUGGCGCCAGUUGACUGGGUGAGCCACCUUAACAAGCCGCAGCUGUACGCGGUAUUGAGUCAGGCUUUAUUGGGCGCGAGCGCGGGGCAUAUCACCAUAGCGAGGGUGCCUAGAAGGGGGAGGUUUUGCAGGGAGCAUGGGCGGUGGCAUGCGGCAGGGGAGGAGUGCUGCUUCCUGGGGACAGCAGGGACGGUGGACGGGGAGGGGGAGGGAACGGGAGUAGGGGCAGGAGGGGCAGGAGCAGGAUCAGGAGGAGCAGCAGGAGGAGCAGGAGGAGCAGGAGGAGCAGGAGGAGCAGGAGGAGCAGGAGGAGCAGGAGCAGCAGUGUCGGCACAGUUGCUGUCAGCAGCGCCUUGGACGCCGAGGAUAGAGAGGCAUGUGAGCUGGGCAUCUCAUGGCAGCAGCAGGGACUUUGACGGCAGCGCCUCUGGCCGCAACGCCACCGCUGCCACCGCCGCUGCUGCUGCUGCUGCUGCGAAUGCUGCUGGCGGAGGUGGUGCUUCGGCCGGCCCUGGCAUGUCCCCCCUCGCUGGAGCGUCCCCCCUCGCUGGCAUGUCUCCCCUCGCUGGCAUGUCCCCCAUACAUGGGCUGUCGCCCUUUGCAGGAGCAGCAAACGCUGGUGCCUCACCCAUCCAUGGGAUGUCGCCGCUGUCAGGCGCGCAUGGUGCCUCGCCCCUACAGGGCGCAUCACCACUAGGGGGAGCGUCCCCCAUACAUGGUAUGUCGCCCCUAGGGGGAGCGUCCCCCAUACAUGGCAUGUCGCCCCUUGCCCCAGCAGCAGCAGGUGGGCCAGGGGCGUCCCCCCUCUCCCGAGUCUCAGGCUCGGGAACCGACAUGGGGGGAGGACAGGAAUCCCCCCUGCCAUUGCCGUUGCAACGAGAGGGAGGAGGAGGAGGGGGGAGACGGAUAGCGGAUGGGGGGAUUGGGCAGGCGAGGACAGAUAGCAUCAAGGUGCAGGGGCUGGUAUCGUGGGAGCAGCAAGGGGCGGGAGGAGCAGGAGGGAAGUUCGAGAGGCUCGGGGGUGGUGGAGGGGCAGAGGGAGGAAUAGAAGAACAAGGAGCAGGGGAGGGAGGGGGGGAGGUGCAAGGAGAGGCAAGAGUGGGAGGAACAGGAGAGGGAGGAGGAGAAGGAGGAGAGGGAGGAGGAGGAGGAGGAGGAGAAGGAGAGGAGGGAGAGGGAGUGGAGUACGUGGAGGCGAAGAUGAAUAUGGCGGAGCUCACUCUGACCUUCCAGCGCCACCUGUCGGUGCUGGUGCGGGCCGAGAAGAAGAAGCGUGAGGACUCGCUGCGGCGCCUGCUGCAAUCCGAGUGCAUCCCGGACAUACUCAGCUGGUUGACCAGCUCUGACUGUGCACAGGACGAUCAGAUGCUGCUGAGGGAGCUAGUGCUGGCAGUGCGUGUGGCGGCGCUAGAAGAGACCGGAGGGCUGGACUGGUUCCGAGGCGUGAGGUGCUUCUACCGCAACAGAUUUGCUUUCAUCAAUGUAGGAAGGAGCAAGAGGAAGGGCGGGGGUGGGGAAAAGAGCAAGGCUGGGGGGAAGGGGGAUGGAGGGAGCAGUCAGGAUGGUACUGGUACCUGUAGGGGCCUUCUUGGGUGGUUUCAGGGAAGCGAGAAGGCAACUGCUGCAGGUUCUGCCUCUGCUUCUCCUGCUGCUGAUACUGCAGCUUCUUCCGCUGCUGGCUGUAUGCCGUCAGGCGGAAGUGGUGAUGUGAAUGGUACCCAUGGCCUCGGAAACAUGUUAUGAGGUCGAUCUACUGGUGAAUCAGUGUAUAACUUGGUAGGUACACCUGCCUCAUGAUGCAUAAUAAACGUUAUUUAUUGUACUUGCUGCUUCUUUCUCUCCCCUUUGAUGCGAGGAUUAGACAUAUGGUAUGCACCAUAUAUCAAAAUGAGUAGUGAGUAGAAUAGAAGGAUACAGGGGUAUACAGACUAGGGGUUGUACCCUCUAAGGCACAGUCCAAUAU